CUAAAACACGAGGGGGGAAAGUCGCAUAACGAGAGUUAAAUGUGUGUAUUGAUUAGAUGCUGUAGUAGUAACGUUACUUUUAAUAUUCCUCGUUUUAAUUUAACAGUUUAUUUAUAUGUCGCUGUAUUUUUCGCGGUCACUUUACUUUUAAUGUCCGGUUAAAAGAGUAAGAACAAGACAGGUUUGUAGAAAGGAUUCUGUUGACAGGUGUCGCCAUGAGUCUGUCAUUAUGAUUGAUUACGGCGAGCGGAAUAUUGUUCCUUUAGCUGAUAUCAUCUUCUAUCAGGGUGAAGAGAGAGAGAUGACAAUACACUGCUUGUGCUCCAGAGCUUACGUCAAUGAUCGAGAAUUGUAUCGGUCAGAUUUGAAAGCCAUACUAAAACAGACUGGUAGUCAAUUGCAAGUAGAUUUUGAAGCUAAUGAUGGAGAAGAGCUAUUGGAGGACCUUAACUGUUCUGUGGAUGAAGAUGAUGAUGAUGAGGACGAGGAAGAAGAGGCUGUUCUUGAUGAAGAGGCCAUGCUUAUGGCCAGUUUGGGGCUUCCUGUAGAGUUUGCCAGCUCAUCAAAACAGAAGAAAGCUGGGCGAGUUUCAGCAAGACCGAAGAACAAAAGAACCAUCAAACAUUUCGAAGCCCCCUCAGAUUAUGCCGACACACACAAGGACUCUGAACAGAAACAGCAGUGUGCUGUGAGUGACAUCGCCGAGACCCCCGCUGAACAGACGUGUCCCACGUCAGAGGAGGCCUGGCUGAGGUACUGGCAGCAGCAUGGGGAGGCUCUGCUGUGGCAGAGCUGGCUGGAGAAACAACCUGAAAUCUCCGGCAGUACAGAACAGGACUGUUCCCACUCAGAGGCUGACUGGGACAAGCACUACCAACAAACAUACCAGUACUACUGGGAACAGUUUCAGUACUGGGCCUCCCAAGGCUGGACAGUCGAUGAGUCCUAUAACACAACUGCUGCUUCUGAGGAAUGUCAGGGCAGCCGAGGAGAAACAGAGGCAAAUCAGACAGAAGAAAGAUCGAAGGCGGAUGCAACCAGCGUUACACAUCUCAUAAACAGCCUGAGCUUAUUGACUGAGGAAGUUGACAGGGAGGAUGGUGACCAGCAGUCUUUAGCCUGUAACUGUGCUGAUGAGCCCUGUGAUGGAGGAAACCGCAAAAGGUCAUCGUCACAUAGAGCCUGCACUGACAAUUCUGAUGGCAACACGAAACAGACCUCUGCUCCGUUGAGUAAUUGGAGUGGACAGCCCGUAAAGAGCAGAUCUAACGAUGAGGAUCAGAGUGAUGAUGAUGAUAAACCUCCAGGGAACAGACGAGCCAAAAUGAAGAGAGCUCAUGAGCUGGAUGUUGAGGAGCUUGCCGAGGUGCCAGAUGAGGAGGUGUGGGAUGCUCUCGGCUUGAGACGUGGUCCACAGCCCAAGUUUGACAGCGUUGUAAAGCUGAAACAAGGCCAAGCUUCAUACUCGGGCAGGAGCGAAGAGAACAAAAAGCCUCAUGAGGAAAGAAAAAAAGCAGCCUGCAAAAUCAACAAGCACAUCUUCUUUACUGAUGAUGGACCACAAACUGCAAAGCCAAAGAUCAGCAAAGUCCUUCAGAAAGUCCAAAGUUUCCUUCAGAAGGUUCAAACUGAUGCUGACUCUGAGGAGGCCUCCAUGCCUGAAGCCCUGACUGAGCCGUGUGAGAGAGCAGAAGAUGCAAGUCUGCCUACACUGAAGGAAGACAAGAAAAAAACAAAUGAACCGGAGUGUGAGAAGACUCCUCAGCUCAGCAGAAUAUGUGAAAAAACUGCGAAACAUCAACAGAACAUUCAGCCAGAGCCAGAAGAGAGACAGGACAGCGAUUCAGAUCCCCGAGGAGAGCUGCAGCCCUUGGACGUCCCUGACUUCUUACUCCCUGACGCUCCUGAGGAUGCUGAGGGAGCAAAGAGCGUGCAGCCCUUUAAAAAGAACAAGAGAAGGAACAGGAAGAGGAGAAAGGAUGUGGAGAUGCCACCGGAGAUUGCAGCAGAACCUGAGCUGGCCAAGUACUGGGCACAGCGCUACCGUCUGUUUUCCAGGUUCGAUGAGGGCAUCAAACUUGACCAUGAGGGCUGGUUCUCAGUGACUCCUGAGAAGAUAGCAGAGCACAUCGCUCUGAGGGUGCAGGACAGCUUCAGCACGGAGCUCAUUAUCGAUGCCUUCUGUGGUGUGGGUGGCAAUGCUAUUCAGUUUGCCCUUACUGGUAAAAGAGUGAUCGCCAUCGAUAUCGACCCCAUACGGCUGGCUCUGGCACAUCACAACGCAGAAGUGUACGGCGUGGCGCACCGGAUAGAUUUUGUGCAAGGAGACUUCCUGCAGUUGGCUCCGCGCCUGCGAGGAGACAUGGUUUUCCUCAGUCCCCCGUGGGGAGGACCAGAGUACCUCAGUGCUGACGUCUUCAACAUCAAGACCAUGAUCACUCCUGAUGGAUUUGAAAUUUUCAGGUUGUCAAAAAUGAUUUCGGACAAUAUUGUCUAUUUUCUUCCUCGAAACGCAGACAUGGAACAGAUCGCGUCUCUCGCUGGCCCAGGUGGGAAGGUGGAAGUGGAGCAGAACUUUCUGAACAACAAACUGAAAACAAUUACUGCAUACUUUGGCAACUUAAUUAAGUCAAAAACAUAAAUCCUUUCAUUUUUUUGUAAUUCUUUUAUGGUCAUUUGUUAUGGGUAUUUAUUGCACUUAAAUUGUACUUGUAUACAUGACCUGCCAUUUACGGUUUUGUAAAGCCAUUAAUGAUGAAUUUUACAUAAAAUGUACGUUUUAUGUGUACCUGUGAUGCUGCUAGUUUAAUGUUUAUUUUAACGUAGAUCUAUGUUUUUUUCAGCAUUGAUAUUUACCUAUUAAAUUCAUUUGAAGAAACAA
Labeo rohita (rohu) is the source of this 2881-nucleotide messenger RNA. It is a transcript of the gene tgs1, whose product is annotated as trimethylguanosine synthase 1. Lineage: Eukaryota; Metazoa; Chordata; Actinopteri; Cypriniformes; Cyprinidae. Gene Ontology annotation, molecular function: RNA cap trimethylguanosine synthase activity. Gene Ontology annotation, biological process: 7-methylguanosine cap hypermethylation; 7-methylguanosine RNA capping. The record is from RefSeq and is a predicted model, not a curated record. The transcript is spliced from 13 exons. The coding region runs from base 230 to 2641 and encodes 803 amino acids. Gene Ontology annotation, cellular component: nucleus.